Triticum dicoccoides is the source of this 1937-nucleotide messenger RNA. Its product is annotated as rop guanine nucleotide exchange factor 3-like. The coding region runs from base 20 to 1435 and encodes 471 amino acids. The record is from RefSeq and is a predicted model, not a curated record. Lineage: Eukaryota; Viridiplantae; Streptophyta; Magnoliopsida; Poales; Poaceae. Gene Ontology annotation, molecular function: guanyl-nucleotide exchange factor activity. The transcript has 7 exons.
CGCAGCGGCAGCGGCGGCAAUGGGCGACAGCUCGGCCUUCCCGGGCUUCCACAGCCAGUACAGCUACGACCGCGACUACGCGCGCCCGCUCUUCCGCGUCGCCUCCUUCUCCCCCGAGAGAGGCGCCGGCGAGCACGAGCACGAGCAGGAGCACUCCUCGCCGCGACGGCGCGGCGGUUCCAUGAGCCGCACGGCGUCCUUCAAGGUGACCGCGGCGCCGUCGCGCCUCUCGCAGGCGAUGAGCAAGCUCAGCAUGAAGAAGCUGCAGCAGGCCGUCGACGAGAGGUCCGUGGAAGACGAAGAGAUGGAGCUGAUGAAGGAGAAGUACACCAAGCUGCUCCUCGGGGAGGACAUGUCCGGCGGCGGCAAGGGCGUCUGCACCGCCGUCGCCAUCUCCAACGCCAUCACCAACCUAUACGCCACUGUGUUCGGGACCUGCCACAGGUUGCAGUCACUGCCUCCCGAGAAGAGAUCGAUGUGGAACCGGGAGAUGGACUGCCUCCUCUCCAUCUGCGAGUACAUCGUCGAGUUCGCACCGACGGUCCAGGCCAGGCCCGACGGGAGCACACACGAUGUGAUGGCAACCUCGCCGCGAUCGGACAUCCUGAUGAACCUCCCCGCGCUCGAGAAGCUAGAAACCAUGCUCCUUGGCAUAUUGGACAGCUUUGACAAGGCGGAGUUCUGGUACGCGGACCAGAGGAAGCAGUCCUUGAGCGAAACCAAGAAGCCGUCGUCGUUCAAGCGCAACGAGGACAAGUGGUGGUUGCCCGAGCCAUGCGUGCCGGAAUCCGGCCUCUCCGACUCUCUCCACCGUGAGCUGCAGCACAAGAGGGACCAGGCCAGCCAGAUCCACAAGAUGGCCAUGGAGAUCAACAACGCCAUCCUCUCCGAAAUGCAAAUCCCAUCCUCAUUCAUAGACACGCUUCCCAAGACCGGGAAAGUCGGGACAGGCGACGCCAUAUACCGGUACAUGUCCUCGGGGGACCAGUUCUCGCCGGACCACCUCCUCGACUUCCUCAACUUGAGCUCCGAGCACGAGGCGCUCGAGGUCGCCGACCGUGUCGAGGCUGCCAUGUACGUGUGGAGAAGGAAGGCCAGCAUCACCCACGUGGUGACCAAAUGGGAGAAUGUCACCGAGCUCAAUGCCGACGGCGACAAGAACUUGAUCCUGGCAAGCAGGGCCAGGAGCCUGCUGCUGUGCCUGAAACAAAGGUUUCCAGGCCUCUCACAGACCACCCUCGACACAAGCAAGAUUCACUACAACAAGGACAUUGGACAGGCAAUACUUGAAAGCUACUCAAGGGUGCUCGAAAGUUUGGCCUACAGCAUUGUCUCCUGGAUAGAUGACGUUCUCCUUGCAGAUGAAAAUGCAAAGCAAGGGAAUAGCACCAGGAUACAGAAGCAAGUGUUCAGCCAGGUCUCUCCUCAACGAUGACGACCCAUGAUGAACAAAUCGUAGAGUUAAAUGAGUUGAUUCAUUUCCUGCAUGCACAUGAUUAUUUUGUGAUUGGCGUCAUGACUUUACCCAGUAGUGGUGUGUGUGACAUUUUUUUUGUGAGAUGCAUUCAUAUCAUGAUGUGUGUAAUUACAUGUAUGACAGCUUCGGCACAAUCCAGACCCCAACAGAUAAUAAAAGGUCACAACCAUUAACUGUUUUUUUUCCUUCGAAACGGAGGCAAAAACUUUAAUAAAGAAGAAGAGAAUUACCCGGUUAAUUACGGAAAACCGGGCGAAAACCGCUACAACCCAUGAGGGGGUACAACCUGGCUAUCCACACAAGCUGCCGAGAGAGGAGCACCAUCGAGGCGGACUACAGGUGUCAUCGUCAUCACUCCUCCGCGAGCCAGCGACUCCGACUUCACCGCAAACCCCCAUCGGCGAGGCACACACCGCAACAGCCUCCACGAAGUCCGCAUCGACCUAUGCCAAACAGAACC